Micropterus salmoides (largemouth bass) is the source of this 16631-nucleotide messenger RNA. It is a transcript of the gene fat3a, whose product is annotated as FAT atypical cadherin 3a. Gene Ontology annotation, molecular function: calcium ion binding. Gene Ontology annotation, cellular component: plasma membrane; cell-cell junction. Gene Ontology annotation, biological process: homophilic cell-cell adhesion. The record is from RefSeq and is a predicted model, not a curated record. NCBI's taxonomy places the organism in Eukaryota, Metazoa, Chordata, Actinopteri, Centrarchiformes, Centrarchidae. The transcript is spliced from 29 exons. The coding region runs from base 141 to 13997 and encodes 4618 amino acids.
CAGAAGCGAAGAAGAGAGCGGACCGUUCAGUCAGCGGCGCGUCAGUCUGCGAGCGGCUCUGCUGGUGUGGGUGAUAUUGAGGAGGACGGACUUUUUCACCGGGAUAUUCUGCAGCAUGACAGGAAUGGACUGAUGAUGGGAUGGAUGUGAAUAUGGGCCAGUGGGCAGGCAUGCAAGUCCCUCUCCUCUGCCUGGCCCUUCUGCUGCAGUUGCUGCUCUUCGAGCCACCACCCUGCUGUGGCCAGAACACCCAGGGGGCCCCUCCAGAUGGACCUCACUUUGGCUUCACACAGGCUGUCUACCAUGCAACAGUUUAUGAAAACUCUGCAGCACGCACCUAUGCCAACAGUAAAGUUAAAAUGGGAAUCCACCUGGCCCAACGCUCCUGGGAGAUCCGCUACAGAAUCACCUCAGGUGAUGAUGAAGGGUUUUUCAAGGCAGAGGAGUAUGUGCUGGGUGACUUCUGCUUCUUGCGCAUCAGGACUAAAGGUGGCAACGCAGCUAUCUUGAACCGAGAGAUUCAGGAUAAUUAUGUACUGACAGUUAAAGCCUCUGUCAGGGGAGAGGCCCUCCUUGAGACAUGGACUAAAGUCAGCAUCCAGGUCUUGGAUAUGAAUGACCUACGACCCUUGUUCUCACCCACCACUUACUCCGUCACCAUAGCAGAGAGCACCCCUCUCAGGACUAGUAUAGCACAAGUUACUGCCACAGAUGCAGAUAUUGGCUCUAAUGGGGAGUUUUACUAUUUUUUCAAGGAGAAAAUGGAGCUGUUUGCAGUACACCCAACUAGUGGAGUGGUUUCUCUCAGUGGAAAGCUCAAUGUUGAUGAGCAGAACCGGUAUGACUUAGAAAUCCUGGCGGUGGACCGUGGCAUGAAGCUCUAUGGAAAUAAUGGAGUCAGCAGCACAGCCAAGCUUUUUGUCCAUGUAGAGCGCGUGAAUGAAUAUGCCCCAGUCAUGAACGUAGUCACUCAUAACCCCUUGUGGCUUGAUAAAAACCCUGUGUAUGCCACGGUUACUGUUGAGGACCUAGAUGAAGGCUUAAAUGGAGAAAUAGACUCAGUAGUCAUUGUGGGUGGAGACCCCUCAGAGCAGUUUUCCGUAGAAAAAUCUGAGGAGGGUGAGUUUGCCAUAAAGGCCUCUGAGUCUCUAACUUGGGACACUUUUCCUUACGGUUGUAAUCUCACUUUGCAGGCUAAAGACAAAGGAACCCCACAGAAAUUCUCUGCCAUUAAGGUUGUCCACAUCUUGCUCAAGAAACAGCAGACAGUGGAAGUUAAGUUUGAGAGGGAGUUGUAUGAGCUUAGUCUGAAUGAAAUUUCACCACCAGGCACGAUUGUAGAGGCUAUUAAAAUCAAGCCAGAGCCUGAUGAUGCAGAAUAUAUCCUGACACCAUCUGCAGAUUCUGUUUUCUUUCAAAUGAACACCCUAACAGGCGUAAUCUCCACCACUCGCUGGUUCACUCAGGUGACCCAGGAUGUCUUUAAUCUUGAGGUAUUGGAAAUAGAUAGUGAACUCAAAGUUAAAGUGCGGGUAACUAUUGAGGAUGCCAAUGACAACACACCAACAUUUGAUCAGACCUCUUACGAGGUUUUAGUCAAUGAAAGUGUACCAGUUGGGACCAAUGUGUUAACAGUUUCUGCUGUGGAUGAGGAUAAAGGAGAAAAUGGAUACAUAACUUACAGUAUUUCCAGCCUUCAACCAUUACCCUUCAAAAUCAAUCAGUUUUCUGGUAUCAUCAGCACCACUAAAGAGUUGGACUUUGAAUCCUCAUCAGAGAGUUUUGUGUUUGUUGUCAGAGCAUCUGACUGGGGGUCACCUUACAGGCGAGAAAGUGAAGUCAAUGUGACAAUCCACCUGGAAAAUGUAAAUGAUAACCAGCCACUGUUUGAGAAGGUAGCAUGCCAGGGGGUGAUCUCUAGGGAUUUCCCAGUGGAUGAAGUUAUUACUACAAUGUCUGCGAUUGAUAUAGAUGAGUUAGAGCUAGUAAAAUAUAAGAUAAUUUCAGGGAACGAAUGGGGGUUCUUUGACCUGAAACCUGACUCAGGGGUCCUCUCAUUGCGACGUUCCCUUGCCACAGCCAGUCCAAAGAAUAGUGUCUUUUGUCUCAAAAUAACGGCCACAGAUGGUGAGCACUUUUCGGAUGCUAUCUUUGUUAACAUCUCAGUUGUUCAUGGGAAAUCUGUUCCCAAAAGUUUCAACUGUAAAGAGACAAGGGUAGCCCAAAAGUUAGCUGAAAAGUUACUCAAAAAGUCCAAAGCUAGCACCCAGCCUAAAAUCGAGGCAGGUUUUAUUGACCUUUUCUCUGUCAAUCGGCAAAUGCCACAGUUUGACAAAGCUUUUCCUACAGAUAUUGCUGUGCGGGAAGACCUAAAGGUAGGCUCAAGUGUUUUUAAGGUGAAUGCCUACGAUGGUGACACAGGUUUCAAUGGUCAGAUUCUACACUCUAUUUCAGAUGGAAACACUGACAGUUGUUUUACCAUUGACAUGGAGACUGGCAUUAUCAGUGUCUUCCUGCCCAUGGACAGAGAAAAGAGGGAUCGCUAUCUCCUCAACCUAACUAUUUAUGACCUUGGCCUGCCACAAAAAACUACAUGGCGUUUGCUUACUGUCUACAUAGAGGAUGCUAAUGAUAAUUCACCCCAGUUUCUGCAAGAAGGAGGCUAUAGAGCUGUUAUACCUGAAAACACUGCCAUAGGUACAGAUGUAAUCCAGGUUGAGGCCACCGACAAAGAUCUUGGACCCAGUGGAGAGAUUGUGUACUCUAUUUUGACCAGCACCACCCAGUUUGGUAUCAACUCCACCAAUGGGAUAGUGUAUGUUGCUGGACAACUAGACAGGGAGUUUGUUUUUGCUUUUAACCUGAAGAUUGAGGCCCGGGACAAGGCAGAGAAAGGGAGCCAGAGGUUUUCUGUGACCACUUUGAAAAUCAUACUGGAGGAUGUUAAUGACUGCCCUCCACUAUUUAUCCCCAGUGUGUACAAAGCUAGGGCUCUGGAGGAUCUUCCAGUAGGAACUGUUGUGGCCUGGUUAGAAACCCAGGACCCAGAUUUGGGUUUGGGAGGCCAGGUCCGGUACUCUCUAGCCAAUGACUACAAUGGAUGGUUUGAGAUAGACAGGGCUAGCGGGGCUAUUCGUCUGGCAAAGGAGCUGGACUACGAGACCCAGCAGUUCUACAAUCUCACUGUGAAGGCCAAAGACAAGGGAAGGCCCGUUUCUCUUCUCUCUGUCACCUUUGUGGAGGUCGAGGUUGUAGAUGUGAAUGAAAACCUCUACGCCCCAUACUUUUCCCACUUUGCCUUGACAGGAUUAGUUACAGAGAAUGCCCGGAUUGGAACUACCCUACUCCAAGUCACCGCUUAUGAUGAGGACACUGGCAGAGAUGGAGAAAUCCAGUACUCCAUUCGUGAUGGGAGUGGGCUUGGACGAUUUGCCAUUGAUGAAGAGACAGGGGUGAUCUACACCACUGAUAUGUUGGACCGUGAGACCAAGGAGUCCUAUUGGCUAACAGUGUAUGCCAGCGACCACGGUGUGGUUCCCCAGUUCACCAUUGUCGAGGUGUACAUCCAGGUGGAGGAUGUUAAUGACAACGCCCCACUGACUUCAGAACCACUGUACCGGCCAUCAGUGUCUGAGAACUCUCCUCGGGAUGUUUCUGUGAUCCAGAUUCAGGCCCAGGACCCUGACGCCACACCCCCCUCCGCUGCUGACAGGCUCAACUACCGCAUAACCAGCGGAAACCCACAGAACUUCUUCACCAUCAACACCCGCACUGGUCUGAUCACUACAACCUCCAGGAAACUGGACCGCGAACAACAAACAGAGCACGUAUUAGAGGUGUUGGUGUCAGAUGGUGGUUCGAGUCCCAGGCAUAGUACAGUGUGGGUGAUCGUUCAGGUACUGGAUGAAAAUGACAACAAGCCCACAUUUCCUGAGAAGGUCUACCAGGUAAAACUUCCAGAGAGAGAGCGGAGAAAGAAGAGUGAGCCUAUCUAUCGGGUGUUUGCCUACGACCGUGAUGACGGGCCCAACAGUGAUCUCUCCUACAGCAUCGUGGACGGCAAUGAGGAUGGGAAGUUCUUCAUCGACCCAAAGACUGCAGUUGUAUCUUCACGCAAGACCUUCACUGCUGGGAGCUAUGACAUCCUGACUAUUAAAGCAACAGACAACGGCCGUCCUCAGAAGUCCUCUACAACUCGCCUGCACAUCGAGUGGAUCCGUCGACCUCCACCCUCAACCUUCCCGCUGCUCUUCGAUGAGCCAGUCUACAAUUUCACCAUCAUGGAGAAUGACAAGGUGGCAGAGAUUGUGGGUGUGGUGUCCCUGCAGCAGAGCUCCAUCCCCUUGUGGUUUGACAUUACAGGUCCCAGGUCUUUCCGUGAGAUGUUCUAUAUUCUGCAGAGCGCUUGUGGCAGGAACUGUUCCUCAGAAGGUGGGAACAGCGAUGGUGUGUUUGAUGUAGAGAAAGCUGUGGGCACCAUCAUCAUCGCCAAGCCUCUGGAUGCUGAACAGCGCUCCUUCUACAACCUGACGGUGCAGGCCACGGACGGCACCAACACUGCAUACUCGCAGGUUCACAUAACUGUGAUGGACAACAACGACAAUGCUCCCAUCUUCUCCCAACCAACUUAUGAUGUCACUAUUUCUGAAGAUAUACCACCUGAUACUGAGGUAGUCCAGGUUCUGGCAUUGGACUGCGAUGAGAAUCACCAGCUAAUCUACUCUCUGCAGAGCUCCAUAGACCCCAAUAGCAUGCAUUUGUUCCGCAUCCACCCCACCCUGGGCACCAUCUAUUCUGCUCAGAGGCUGGACCAUGAAGCCUGUGCCCAGCACAUCCUCACUGUCAUUGUGAAGGACCAAGAGUUCCCAUACAGAAAGAACCUGGCUCGUGUGCUAAUAGAAGUGGAAGAUAUAAAUGACCAUGUACCAAUAUUUACCAGUGCUCUGUAUGAAGGCUCAGUCUAUGAGUCAGCAGCAGUGGGAUCAGCUGUGGUCCAAGUCACUGCCCUGGACAAAGACAAAGGCCAGAAUGCAGAGCUAUACUACUCCAUUGAAGCAGGGAACAAUGGAAAUGCUUUCCAUAUUGAACCUGUUUUGGGUAUCGUCACUGUUGCACGUGACCUGGACUUGUCUAGCAUAGGCCAUUAUGUUCUCACUGUCAGAGUUACUGACAAUGGCUCCCCUCCCCUGUCCACCACCACUAUAGUACGUAUUGCUGUCACCAUCUCUGAUAACGCUGGCCCUAAGUUCCCUCAGCCUGACUACCAGGCUGAGAUCACAGAGAAUGUGGUGGUUGGGACCUCUGUAACCACAGUAAGUGCAGUCAGCCAGUCCACCCUUACUUAUGACAUCAAGCAGGGCAAUACCAAUCGUGUUUUUCAAAUAAAUCAGUACAGUGGAGUGAUUACUACUCAAAAGCCCCUAGACUAUGAGACUACAACAUCUUACACCCUAAUAGUCCAGGCUACCAAUAUGGCUGGCAUGGCAUCCAAUGCAACUCUGGUAAUCCAAAUAAUGGAUAGGAAUGAUAACCCACCAGUUUUCCAACAGCUUCACUAUCGUGGCAGCAUCAGCGAGGCUGCACCAGUCAACAGUGUGGUCUUGAAUUCAGAUGAUUCACCUCUAGUAAUAAAGGCCACUGAUGCUGACCACAACCAAAAUGCUCUGUUGGUUUACCAGAUUGUUGAGGACACUGCAAAAAUGUUCUUCACGGUGGACUCAGGAACUGGUUCUAUCAGAACCAUUGCUAAUCUAGACCAUGAGACACUGGCCAUCUUCCACUUUCAUGUCCAUGUGAGGGACAAUGGCAGGCCACAGUUGACAGCAGACAGUCCAACUGAGGUCACAAUACAAGUGACUGACACAAAUGAUUCACCACCUUGCUUCACACAGAAUGCCUAUGAAACAGUCCUGCUACUCCCCACCUAUGUGGGAGUAGAAGCUUUGCAGGUUUCAGCCAUAGACCCUGACAAAGAUGUCUCAACAGAGCUCACUUACUCUCUGACUGAUGGAGUACUGGAGCACUUUGCCAUCAAACCUUCCAGUGGAGUCAUCAUAGUAAAAAACAACAACUUCUCCAAAGAACGUUUCCGCUUCAGUGUCAAAGUUUCAGAUGGGAAAUUCUCCAGCACGGCUUUGGUAACCAUUCUUGUCCGAGAAGCUCUGGACUCUGGUCUCAGCUUCACCCAUAGCGUUUACUCUUCAUCUAUUCAAGAGAAUGUGUUAAAUAUCACCGAAGUGGCUGUGGUAAAUGCUGUGGGAAACCGUCUUAAUGAACCAUUGAAGUACACCUUGUUGAAUGCCGGUACAUGCUUCAGAAUCCGUCCAACUUCUGGCGUGAUCCAAACCACAGGAAUACCCUUUGACCGUGAAGAGCAAGAGUUCUAUGAACUAGUUGUUGAGGCGAGAAGGGAGCACGACCGUCUGCAUGUGGCCAGAGUUAUGGUUAGAGUCCAAGUUGAGGACAUAAAUGAUAAUGCACCUGUGUUUGUUGGACUUCCUUAUUAUGCAGCUGUUCAAGUUGAAGCUGAGCCUGGAUCACCCAUUUUCAGGGUCAUGGCAGUAGACUUUGACAAAGGGAUUAAUGGAGAGGUAUCUUAUUACCUCAAAGAUGACCAUGGUCACUUUGAGAUCAACCGACAGACGGGUAGUCUCAGCCUGAAGAGGGCUUUUGAGUCAGACUUGUCCAAUGUCGAAUAUCAGAUGGUAAUAUAUGCCAAAGAUAGUGGUUAUCCACCUCUCUCAUCUACUACAGAGUUUCCCAUCACAGUAGUCAACAAAGCCAUGCCUGUCUUUGACAAAUCAUUUUAUUCUGUUUCUGUGAAUGAGGAUGUGGCUGUGCACACACCAAUCCUUGGCAUCAAUGCCACUAGUCCUGAAGGUCAGAACAUAAUCUACACCAUUGUUGAUGGAGACCCAUCUCUUCAGUUUGAUAUUGGUUUUGAUACUGGAGUCAUAAGUGUCAUCCACACUUUGGACUAUGAAGCAGCAUUAUCUUACCAGCUGACCAUCAGAGCCACAGAUUAUCUGACUGGUGCCCGUGCUGAAGUUAAUGUAGAUGUGCUUGUCCAAGAUGUAAAUGAUAACCCGCCUAUCUUCCAGAAAAUGUUGUACAGGGUAGUUUUGUCUGAAACAGCCAUGAUUGGAACUCCAGCACUUCAAGUAAUUGCAGCUGACAAAGACUCAGAGAAAAACAAUGUUGUCCGUUACCAGAUUUUCUCAGAUGCGCAUAACAGCACAGAAUACUUUCACAUUGAUAGUAGCAGUGGAUUAAUCCUGACAGCACGUAUGCUAGACCAUGAACUAGUCCACAAGUAUGACUUCAUUGUCAGGGCCACUGAUAAUGGGUUCCCACCUCUGAGUAGUGAAGUAUCAGUCAUAGUUGUAGUGAAUGACAUGAACGACAAUCCUCCUGUUUUCAACCAGCUCCUCUAUGAGGCAUAUGUGAAUGAGUUAGCACCUAGGGGUCACUUUGUAACCUGUGUCCAGGCAUCAGAUGCUGACAGCUCGGAUUUUGACAAGUUGGAGUACAGCAUUUUGUCAGGAAAUGAAGGAAUGAACUUUGUGAUGGACAAAAAGACAGGAAUCAUUACAUUAUCCAGCCAUCAUAAGCAAAGAAUGGAGUCUGCCUACAGCCUCAAUGUUUCAGUGUCUGAUGGGGUGUUCACCAGCACUGCACAGGUUCAUGUUAAGGUUUUGGGAGCCAACCUGUAUAGUCCAGUUUUUGCGCAAAAUAUGUAUGAGGCAGAGUUAAGAGAGAAUUCUGCUGUGGGAACCAAAGUUGUACAGGUGAGGGCAACAGAUGCAGACCCUGGAGUGUUCGGUCACAUAAGUUAUUCCUUUGUUAAUGAUGUGGGCAAGGACCAAUUCAGCAUUGAUGCAAGUGGUCAGAUCGCUACUAUAGAAAAGCUUGAUCGAGAGGACCCUGCCAAUAAAAACAUUGUUCUGACAGUAGCAGCCAGGGACUCGGGUGGACGUGUCUCUUACUGUACAGUACAAGUUAAUCUGUUGGACGAUAAUGACAAUGCACCUCACUUCCGUGCGACAGAGUACAGAGCUUCAGUCAAAUCUGAUGUGGCUAAAGGUUUUUUGGUGACACAGAUUCAGGCUUAUGAUCCUGAUGACGGUACUAAUGCCAAAGUGACAUAUUCACUUUACAGUGAGGCACAUGUCCCUGUGAUAGAUAUAUUGGAGAUAGACCCAGACAAUGGUUGGAUGGUGACUAAAGGCAGCUUCAGCCACCUGAGGAACUCUGUAUUAUCUUUUUUUGUGAAAGCUGUGGAUGGAGGGAAUCCAGUCCGGCACUCUCUAGUGUCUGUCUACAUCCAUGUUCUUUCUAUAGAUGCUUUCAUUCCUUCCUUCAGCCAACAUCAAUACUUAUUUAGCAUGCCAGAGGACACCCCCAUUGGUUCAACCAUAGGAACAUUGCAUCUCAAUACUUCUCCUGGAUAUAGCUCACUCACUGCUACUUUUUCCCUGGUUAACGGAGAGACUGGAGAAAACAACCAAGAUGGGGUGUUUGUGGUGGGAAAGGAUACAGGUGUAAUCAAGCUUGAUAAGCCCUUGGACCAUGAUGUGAUCAAAGGAUACCACUUCAAAGUCACGGCCACUGUAAAACAGGCAAAGCUGGCUUCUGUGACUUCUGUUGAUGUUGAAGUCAAAGUGUUGGAUCUAAAUGACAACAAACCAGCCUUUGAUGCCAACUCCUAUGAAGCCACAGUUAUGGAGGGAAUGCCAGUUGGAACCAGAAUUAUUCAAGUCCAAGCAUUAGACCCAGACUCAGGGGCCAAUGGUCAGGUAACUUAUAGUUUUGGGGCAUUAAUCCAGUCAGAAGUGGAUUCAGAAACAUUUGUUGGCACCUUUAGCAUUGACAGCAACACAGGCUGGAUCACCACACGCAAGGACUUGGAUCAUGAGACCAAUCCAUCCUACACAUUCACAGUGGUGGCAUCAGACCUUGGGGAGACCCUGUCUCUUUCCAGUACCACCACUGUGACCGUAGCAGUGUCAGACAUCAAUGACAACCCGCCCAGGUUCCUGGAGCAACAGUACUUUGGUUCAGUUCAGGAGAGCGACCCGCCAGGUGAGGUGGUGGCUGUGCUCAACACCAGAGAUGAUGACAGCUCUCCCAUUAACCGACAAGUCAGCUACCACAUCACUGGUGGGAACUAUCGUGGUGUGUUUGCACUGGGUCUGGUUCAGGGUGAAUGGAAGAUGUAUGUGAAGUGGCCACUGGACAGGGAGGAUCGCAACCUAUACACCAUCAAUGUCACUGCUAGCGAUGGGCUCUUUGUUUCCCAAGCAACAGUGGAGGUGACAGUGAUAGACACCAAUGACAACAGUCCCAUCUGUGACCAGGCUGUGUACACUGCCUCCAUUCCAGAGGACCUCCCCAUCGGCAGUGUGCUGCUGAGGGUUGGAGCUACAGAUGAAGAUGCAGGCAUCAGUGCCUGGAUCCAGUACUCUUUACAUGGUCCUGGAUCCCAGGACUUCGGCAUGGACCCGGACACUGGUGAGGUCAAGUCAUCUGUGAUUCUGGACCGUGAGAUGACACCCAAUUACAGACUGUUUGCUCAAGCAACUGAUGGUGGUGGCCGGUGGUGUCGUGCUGAGGUGCAGCUGGUAGUGACUGACGUGAAUGACAACCCGCCCAUCUUUACACUAUCACAGUACACUGCCAGCGUCUACGAAGACACUGCCACCAAAGCCCUGCUCACCCGCAUCCAGGCCAUAGACCCUGAUGAAGGCCUGGGCCGUAUGGUGGUCUACACUCUGGCCGACUCUGCAGGAGGUUCCUUCUCCAUCGAUAAAUCCUCAGGUAUUGUGGUCCUUGAACGCAUCCUCGAUCGGGAGGUCCAGCCAGCUUAUCAGAUAACAGUCCAUGCGUCUGACCAGGGUUCACCGCUUCCCCUCUCCUCAUUGGUCAAUGUCACAAUUACUGUGCUGGACAUCAAUGACAACCCGCCUGUGUUUGAGCGCCGUGAUCAGCUGGCGACAGUGCCGGAGGAUGUGGGAGUGGGCACAGAGGUUCUGAGAGUUUAUGCUGCCAGCAAGGACAUCGGGACCAAUGCUGAGAUCACUUACAGUAUCCGAUCAGGCAACGAGCACAGGAAGUUCCACAUCCACCCGCUGACCGGAGCCAUUUUAGUUGCCCAGCCUUUGGACUAUGAGACCUGUAGAGACUACUACCUGACAGUGGAGGCUCGUGAUGGCGGGGCACCACCACUGAGUGCCAUUACUACAGUGAACAUCAACCUGACAGAUGUCAAUGACAAUGCACCCAUGUUUAGCCGUGACCUCUACACUGCAGUGGUGUCAGAGGAUGCCACCAUUGGAGAGUCUGUAGUCCAGAUGGUAGCAGAGGACGUUGACAGUCAGCUGAAUGGAGACAUUCUCUACUCCAUCAUCAGUGGAGAUCGAGACAACCAUUUCUUUAUUGAUCCACUCUGUGGGGUCAUCAAGGUCAACAAGCAACUGGACCGUGAGACUGUUCCCAGCUAUUCAUUGGCCAUUAGAGCUUUGGAUAGUGGAAUACCACCCAUGUCCUCUACCGUAAUGGUCAACAUCGACAUCUCUGACGUCAAUGACAACCCGCCCACCUUCUCCCCAGCUAACCUCACUACUGUCAUACAGGAAAACAAGCCAAUCGGCACCAGCAUUAUACAGUUGUCCGUCACUGAUCAGGACUCCUCCCACAACGGCCCACCCUUUGACUUCCGCAUCUUGUCAGGAAAUGAAGGUGGAGAGUUUGUACUGGAGAAAGAUGGAACACUGGUGGCCAAUCAAGUUUUCAGGAGGGAAAUGGCUGAAUAUGUUAUUCAGAUACAGGUGACAGACUCAGGGAAGCCUCGUCUCUCCUCCUCCUCCAUGCUGACAGUCAGGGUGAUUGAGGAGAGCCUCCACCGUCCUGUGGCAUUGCCACUGGAAGUUCAUAUCGUCACUAUGGAGGACGAGUUUCCUGGUGGUGUGAUUGGCCAGCUGCACGCCACCGACGCUGACCCUUAUGAUGCGCUGACCUUUGGCCAUGCCCCCCCAGCCCAGCGCAGUCUUUUUAAGAUCAGUCCUCAUGAUGGUAAGAUCAUCGCCCUGGGAGGAUUGGAUGCAGGCAGGUACUCUCUUAACGGCAGUGUUAGUGACGGUCGUUUCGCCGUGCCUGUGCCCGUGAGUAUUCAUGUGGAGCAGGCCACACCGGAGAUGCUGCGCGAGGCGGUGACCGUGCGCUUUGAGAGUGUGGCACCACAAGACUUUGUGGCAUUGCACCUUAAGAGCGUUUUGAAGGUGUUACAGCAGGCAGCCACAUCGCAGCAGCAGGAUAUGCUGCACCUGCUUAGUUUGCAGCCAGUUGGCGGGACUCAACAGCUGGACAUGCUCGUUGCAGUGAAAACAGCAGGGGACGGGUACUACAAGGCGGCAUAUCUCACCCAGAAACUCAGUGCAUCACGGCGGCAGCUGGAGGAGGUCCUCAGAGUGUCAGCUAUCCUAGAUAAGAACUGCUCGGGGCUAGAGUGUCGCGGAGCGCAGUGUGAACAGAGCAUCACCCUGGACUCGCACAACCUGGCUACAUACAGUACCCCACGGGUCAGCUUCGUCUCACCACGCUUCCACCGGACCUCACGCUGCACAUGCAGUGAUACCAGCUGUGCUGUCCUCUCAGAGCAGUGUGAGGACCAGCCAUGUCCAGCAGACAUGCAGUGUGUUUCAGUUGAGGCCAAAAGAGGGCACUAUGCAUGCCAAUGUCCACCGGGCAAACUAGGAGAAUGUGCAGGUCAUUCGUCUCUGAGUUUCUCGGGUAACAGCUAUAUCAAGUACAGACUGUCUGACCGGCUGCAGACAGAGCUGAAACUCAGCCUGAGGAUCAGAACACUGCAGAGCCGAGGAAUCAUCAUGUACACACACACUGAGCCUUGCACCAUGCUCAAGUUGGAGGAGGGGAGGCUGUGGUUCCAGCUGGCAUGUGGCCUUGGCGGUGGAGGUGGUGACAGUCCUGACAUGUUGGGCAUCUCUGGCCGUCGUAUCAAUGAUGGCAGCUGGCACACGGUGGCACUGGAGCUGAACCGCAACUUCAGCAGCCUGGCGCUGGAUAACAGCUACGUUGAACAACGCCGUGGACCUCCAUUUAUCCAACUACUCGCUCCCGACAGGACCAUCUACUUUGGAGCACUGGUGCAGCACCCCAGCUCUCGCAGCCUCAUGCACUCCCAGAAGGACCCGCGGGUGCUUGAGGGUUUCCAGGGCUGCCUGGACUCAGUCAUGCUAAACAACUACGAGCUGCCACUGCAGAACAAACGCUCACGCUACGCAGAGGUGGUAGGACUGACAGAGCUGAAGCUGGGCUGCAUCCUCUAUCCUGACGCCUGCCUACAGCAGCCCUGUCGCAACGGAGCCACUUGCAUCAGCUUGCCCUCUGGAGGGUUCUCAUGCAGCUGUAGCCCCCAGUACACCGGAGGGCGCUGUGAGAUGGAGAUAACUGCGUGUGUUCCCAACCCAUGUCAGAAUGGUGCCAUUUGUAAAGCCAUUGGCAACGCGUUCCUCUGCAGCUGCAGGAGAGGUUUCAAGGGUCUGACCUGUGAUGAAGAUGUCAACGAAUGCGACCGCAGAAAUCCAGAGGGUGAGUGUGAGAAUGGCGGUGUCUGCGUCAACACUCACGGUUCCUUCUACUGUAACUGUACGGCGGGCUUCGUGGGCCAACAUUGCAGCCUGAGGCCUGUCGUUGUCCCUGACAUGCAGGCAGGUCACGCUGUGGUUGGUAAAGAGGAGCUGAUUGGCAUUUCUGUGGUGCUUUUUGUCAUCAUCACUCUCAUCAUCCUCUUCAUCGCUUUCCGCAAGAAGGUUUUCCAGAAGAACUACUCGCGGAACAAUCUGUCUCUGGUCCAGGACCCGGCCACUGCAGCACUCCUCAACAAGGCUAACGGUCUUCAGUUUAAGACCCUACACUGCACACCUGGAGACCCUCUCAACCUGUACUCAGAGCCAGGGCUGGGGCCCACUGUGGGGGGAGGGGGUGGGAUGAUGGGACCUCCACAGGUCCCUGUCAGGCCCAUGGCAUACACACCAUGUUUCCAAGGAGACCCACGGCCCACACUGGAGAAGACUGUGGAUGGGCGCGGUGUGGAGCAUACAGAGAUGACCACCUUUCAUCCAGAAUCACCAAGGAUCUUGUCAGGAACCAACAGGAGGGGGGUGGUGGUGUGCAGCGUGGCCCCCAACAUGCCGGCAGUGUCACCCUGUCGCUCAGAUUGUGACUCCAUACGCAAGAGCCCAUGGGACAGUGAUGAGGGUAAGAUGGUUGACAUGGCAGAAGAAGUAACGUGUUUCUCAGAAAGCAACAAAGGCAGUAACUCAGAAGUCCAAUCACUGAGCUCCUUCCAGUCUGAUUCCUGUGAUGACAAUGCGUAUCACUGGGACACGUCCGACUGGAUGCCGAGCACCAGGCUGUCAGACAUUGAAGAGGUGCCAGGCUAUGAGGCACAUCCUGGCAGCAAUGUAGCAGGCUCAGCCCCCCACCUUGGAGGAAGCACCCGUGAACUUGAGUCAGACUACUACCUCGGAGGCUAUGACAUCGACAGCGACUACCCCCCUCCCCACGAAGAAGAGUUCUUGAACCAAGACCAGUUGCCACCUCCGCUGCCCACAGGUGAGGAUUAUCCUGAGUCUUACACAGCAGCCAACCCACCAGUAUCCAAGGAAAGCACCCUGAGCUCUGGCAGCACUGGAAGUCAGCAUGCCAGGCCACAUUUCCACCCCAGCCAAUACCUGCCGCCCCAUCAGCUGCCCCUGGGGGAAGUACCACACGGGGAUUUCAGCACUUCAACCCCAGGAAACACUGAUAACUCUGUGUCGUUAAAUAUGCGACAAUCUGGUGAUGCAUCAUCAGCCUCAGACAUGUCGAUCCCCUGUGGGCUGGACGACUCUGAACAUAGCGGCGACUUUGACAGUAUGGACGAGCUUCCUCGAGGGGUGACCAUCAUUACUGACUCACAGCAACAGACUGAGGUGUGACUGAACGGAUGGAGACACAUAAGCGGAUGUUAUCCCAGGGGAUGCUGAUACAACCAUAGACUAUAACAGUAACCUUAAAACCGCAUAUUUAACACCACAUUUCACUUGUUUCAACUCCUAGAGUCUCAUGAAACUCUGUCCAGAAAUGGGAGUGUUAAGUUUUACCAUAAACAACAAACUGAGUGUUGUCAGUCCUGUUGCCGCUGUGCAGAACAAUCAGAAGUGCCCUUCCUGUUCCAAUAAGGAGUCAUUUGUAAUGUGAAAUGUGAAUCAGACUAGUCCAAAAGAUAUUGAAAUUUACAUCUGCAAUAGAAAAAAAUUUACAAAAGAGAAGGGACAAUAAUGUAAGUGAACAAGUUGUUUGGUUCCCUGCUCCUUCACAGAAGCCCAUCAGACCUCUUCUUUCGAAAAAAAAAAAAAAUCAAACAGAUCCCCAUUUUCCUUUUUUCCUUCUUGGAUUUGUAAACUUUUUAGUGCUUUGAGCUACAGACUUUGUAAAAUAGUAUAACCUUACUGGUGAAUAAGUAUGAAGCAGUGUUCUGGCCCCAUUUCAAAAAGCCAUUUAUUUGUUUAAAUGUGGAAUGUGCUUGCUCCUUCCCCCCCAAAAAUCAAGUACUGCAUUAAGCCAUGAAUCUUCAGUUAUCCUCUCUCAGUAGCCCAAAAGGUUCAAUGUAUCAUUGAUUUUCCAGCUUCAUUUUUUUUGUACCUAGUUUUGUGCGGAAACCAAGAGCUACUGUAGUUGCUAAUGUAUUGUAAGGAAUUAUAUGAUUUGUCCUCAUGACAAAAAUAAGCACUGUGUCAUACAUGAAUAUAUUUGUAUACUCAAGAUAAUUAUCUUAUUUUUGUCAUGAGGACAAAUCAUUUAAUUCUAAUAUAACCCCAAAAUUGUUUUAAAGUGAUCAGGACUACUUUAGACUGAGGGAUAAAAUGUAAGUGGAGGCUUGAUAUCAAGAUGAACUUAUUGUUGUCUUAUCUCAUUGCCAAAUGUUAGCAGCGGUGUAAAGUAAGUACCUUUUCUCAAGUACUUUAGUUAAGUUCAAUUUUGAGGUACGUCAUUUCUAUGCAGUCAGUAUGAAUUAUUACUAUUCACUGUAUGCAGCUUUAUACAGCUACUUCACUACACUUAAUUGGGAAAUAUUGCUCUUUCUCUUUGCUCUUUUCAGAUUAAUAUUACACAAACAAAACAUAUAUACAGUAUCUGAUACAUGCUGUAUGGAGUGGCAACAAUGAUUCUGCUGGAGAACUAAUCCCACUUCAUAAACAUGAACUUUAAAUUUUGGUAAAUCAACAAAAUGUAGCACAUAAGGAGACUGGGGUUGUGGAGGAAGCUGUAGCAGUGUUGGCAUUAGGUGUUCUGUCUAAACUGAUGCUCUGCUCCAUCUUGCUGGAUUUUAAUUGUUAUCUUGUAAAAAAAAUAUUAAGAAAAGAAAAUACUUUAUCUUCAGAUAAAAAGAUAGUUACUGUAAGUAGAAAUGUUAUGAUAGAAAUGCUAAUUCUAUUUGCAACCACAGCCACUCUUAGCAUCAGUCAUUUUGUUUUGUGAAAUUGUUUUUUUUUAUGUUGCACUAUUGUUUUGAUGUUGGCUUGUCAUACUGUUUUUGAUGAAAUUGCCAUAUUUCAAAAUCCUACAGUAAUUGUUAAUUCAUGGUGAAAAAUCAUUAUAUAGGACACAAUGCCACUGCAGAGUUGAAAAUAAUUGACGAACACCAGCUGCAUUAUGCUGUGAGCCUGAGUUGGUGACCAUAUAUUAUCUACUCUCCCUCAAUUUGUUUGGUGUUUAUUGUCCAUGUGGAGCAGACACAUUUUAGCGGCACUACAUUCCUCUGUUUCAGAGUGUCGGUGGUUUCAUCCCACUCCCCCAAUGUGCAUGUCGAAGUAUCCCUGGGCAAGAUACUUAAUCCCAAAUUGCAACCGAUGGCUGUGCCAUAUAUUAAUGUGUGAAUGUAUUCACUUCUGUUUCUGAGGGCACCUUACCCUCUGCCAUCAGUGAAUGAAUGUGCGUGAAUGUGUGUAAAAGCUUUCAGUGGUUGGAAAGGCGCUAUACAAGUACAGACCAGUUAUCAUUUGCUACUUUGUAGCAUCUUCACCAUGUCUGCAGACAGAAGUCAAUCACUUAUCCGGGUCCAGGUCAUCUGACUGCUUCGUAUCAUCACUGUAUUGUUCUAUAAUCUGCCUGAUUUCUUCUUGAAAGAUGUAUGUUUGUGUUUAAAUCUCUGUACAGUGUACAUAGCUAGGUUGUUAAAAUUCAGAUUUUGUAGAUACGUAAUUGCAAUCCUGAAAUGCCUUUGUUUUUUUUAGUUGGGCUUUUUGAUGUGAAUGUGGACAAUAAGAGACUGUGGAAUAUCAAUUAUUUUCACAUCAUUCCUCCUCUGCCGCUGACUGACUGAAUGCCAUUUCAAUAUGAUAGAUACAUUUUGCACAGUAUUAAAUACAGACAUUACAACUCAGCAAAUUUGGUUUUUAUGGCAAUGAAGGAAUUGUUUUGUACAUUUCUUUCAUCUGGAAUGUUUUGAUGAAUUCCUAAUGUUCCUAAAGACAUUUAGCAAUGUCAAAAAUAUGUCCCCUAUCUGCAGAAAUAGAGUGUACAAAUGUUUUUCAAUUCAGUGCAGAAAAUAAAAAGGUUCUUGUGCACCA